GAACUCGAAACUUGGCUCGAAGAAGGCUCUGGAAAAAUCAUGGCGGCGGCCGAUAAGAAAGAUGAGCGAGCGGGAAAAGCUCCUAAAAAAGAGUCCCAGCCUUUAAUUAUCGCCAAAACUCCAGCAGAGGAGCAGCGUUUAAAGUUGGAGAGACUGAUGCGAAACCCCGAUAAACCUGCGCCUAUUCCAGAGAGACCGAAGGAGUGGAAUCCUCGCGCUCCGCCAGAGUUUGUGCGCGAUGUGAUGGGCUCCAGUGCUGGAGCAGGCAGCGGUGAGUUCCAUGUGUAUAGACAUCUGCGCCGCCGGGAGUAUCAGAGACAAGACUUCCUGGAACGUAUUUCUGACAAGCAAAAGCUGGAUGAAAAAUAUAUUGAGAAGGUGAAAGAAAACCAAAAGGCUGCUGAGGAAAGAACAGCCAAACGCAGAAAGAAGAGGGAAAAGUUGAAACAAAAGAAGCUGAUGGCCAAGAAAGCCAAGAUGGAGGGCCAGAAAGAAGAAGGCUCCGAGGAGAAGUCUUCAUCCUCUGCUUCUGAAGAAGAAGAGCAAGAAGAUGAUGCAGAAGUGCCCAGCUUCAUCAUGGGGAAGAGGUGACCGUACAAAGAAUGGAAGUAUCCAGCAUAUACUACCGUACAAUAGCAGAAACCCCUCCAGCAGAGAACUUUAGUGAGCUGUGACGAAAAAUACUCCAAAUGAUGUCUCAGAAGUGCUUUUGUCUUUUGUGCUUGAGUCAGAUGUUCAACAUUUGAGGUGGACAUUGGAAAAGCUGAAUGUUUUUCUUUCAUUGGAGAGCUGGCGAUAAAAUAAUGUGACCAGGAUAGACUUAUUCUUGUGUAAAUGUUUCUUUUUUUUUUUAAAUAAACAACAAAGGGAAUAA
Molecule: messenger RNA, 874 nt
Organism: Carassius carassius (crucian carp)
Lineage: Eukaryota; Metazoa; Chordata; Actinopteri; Cypriniformes; Cyprinidae
Gene: prkrip1
Product: PRKR interacting protein 1
Exons: 6
Coding region: 40-591 (183 amino acids)
Biological process (GO): negative regulation of protein kinase activity
Cellular component (GO): nucleolus
Molecular function (GO): protein kinase inhibitor activity; double-stranded RNA binding; protein kinase binding
Source: RefSeq, a predicted model, not a curated record